UAAAAGUUCCGCUGUGAUGUUUUUUGUUUUUCAUGCUCCAGUGAUUUUUUCCGGUGAAGGUAGAUUUUAGUGAGGCAUAUCGAAUUUGUUAUUGUUUUUCAUUUUUUAAUAUUUUUAUAUUUAUUUAUUUAUUUUUAAUAUUUCCCCGGGUUAGUGUCAUCAUGGGAGUGCACGGACUGUGGAGGCUACUGGAGAGCACAGGGAGACCCAUCAACCCUGAGACACUGGAAGGGAAGAUCCUCGCUGUCGACAUCAGCAUAUGGCUCAACCAGGCAGUGAAGGGGGUGAGGGACCGUGAAGGCAACAGCGUCCAGAACGCGCACCUCCUCACCCUCUUCAACCGCAUCUGUAAGCUGCUCUUCUUCCGCAUCAGGCCCGUCUUUGUGUUUGACGGGGACGCACCGCUGCUGAAGAAGCAGACCCUGGCUCUGAGGAGGCAGAGGAAAGAGGAGUUGACCCGUGAGUCCAAGCAGACAAAUGAGAAGCUUCUUAAGACCUUCCUGAAGAGACAAGCCAUCAAAGCUGCACUUGGAGAUAACAGUAAGGAUCCUCUGCCCAGCCUCUCAAGCGUGAGGAGAGAUGAGAUCGACGACAUGUACGUUCUUCCAGCGCUGCCGCCUCCGGAGGAGAAAUCUAAAAGCAGCUCAGAGGAGGAGGAGGAGGAGGGGGAAGGGGAAGAAGAGACAGAGUUGGGGUACAUGGUUGACAGUCAUCACGCAUGUCAGGGAGAAUUUUUUGACAACCCCAACUCAGUGGACAUCAACUCAGAGGACUUUGCCAGCCUGCCCCCCGAAAUGAAACACGAGAUACUCAAAGACAUGAAGGAGUUCGCUAAAAGACGGCGGACCAUGUUUCACAAACCUCCAGAGCAUUCAGGGGACUUUUCCCAGUACCAGCUGGCCGGUCUGCUGCAGAGGAACCGUCUGAACCAGCGUCUGGAGUGUGUGGAGAAAGAGAUGAGCCAGCAGCGCGCCGGCAACGCGCCGCAGCUCUACGAGGAGGGCGGAGACCAGCAGAGUCACAGCGUGGAGUCACAUCGACUGGUUUCAGAAGACAAUUCGCACUAUAUUCUUAUAAAAGGCUCCAAAAAGAGUGAGACUGCCUCCGAGAGUCAACCUGCGGCCGCGCCCUGGUCCGGGAGCUCCCUGUCGGGCUGCAGGAAACGGGCGGCGGACAAACCCGAGCCCCUGUGGCGUCCCGUCUGUGAGGAGGAGGAGGAGGAGGAGGAGGAAGAAAAGGAGGAGGAAGCGCGGGCCACCACUUCAGAAGACUCCAAACCCUCUGAGUCGAAACCGCCUCGGGGAGAGUCGUCACCACCGUCGCCUCGGACGCUCAGCGCCAUCCAGGCCGCUAUGAACGACAGCUCGGACGAGGAGAAGGCGGGCCCCGAUGAGGAGAACGGCGGCGUGUCCCCGCGUACGCUGCUGGCGAUCCAGCGAGCUCUGACCGAGGAGGGAGAUGGAACCGCCGAACGUCUGAACGAGACGGGGAGCUCCCACACCAAACCGCAGGCGACUGUUCAUCCUGAGACGCACGUGGUCGUCGGCAGCUCAGAGGAAGAAGACAGGAAACCGAGAGAGAAAUCAGAUUUUAAUAAGAGCCAAGCUGGCCUAAGUUUGCACGUUAAAGACCGUUUGCUUGACAGCAGUUCUGAAGAUGAGAUGGAGGAAGUGAUUGGACAGAGAAACAAAGCGGCGAUGGAGUCGAUGGGGAACAUAAGGGCAGAAAGUAGCGGCCAAACCGAGAAGGAAGAAGAGCCUGAGAGAGGAGAAUCAUCACCCAUCGAUCUCUCCCCUGAGCUGUGUGUGAAACCUCUCAGUGCAGAGGCUGAAGUUCAUCCUGUGAUCUCAGAACGAGAAGAUAAAAAGCUCACUUCAGAGGAGACGAACGGAGAUGACAUGAAGUCAGAGAGCAGCGAGGAGUCAGAAGAAAGCUUUGUUGAGGUGUCGGAGGAAGAAUCUGCAGAGGAGGAAGCAGAUGAUUCGCUGGUAAUAGUUGGAGAGAAAAAACCUGCACGUGAUAGAGAUGGUGUGAAAGAUGGAGGGGAAAGCCUGGCAGAGGGUGACAGUCAACCAGAUGCUGCUCCGGAUUCAGAGGAAAAAGACGACAAGCAGGAGCAAAGUGAAGAGAGCGAACUGGAGCAGGAAACGGAGACGGAGGCGAAACAAACUCCAGCCGCCAAUGAAUGGGAACACUUUGAUUUGGACGAGCUGCAGGCUCUGGAGAGCUCUUUGCAGGCGCAGCAGAGCAGCCUGAGGGAGCAGAAGCAGCAGCAGGAGAGGAUGGCGAACACGGUCACCGGUCAGAUGUACCUGGAAAGCCAGGAGCUGCUGCGUCUGUUCGGCGUGCCGUUCCUCGUGGCGCCGAUGGAGGCCGAGGCCCAGUGCGCCGCUCUGGACCGCGCCGACCAGACUCACGGCACCAUCACGGACGACUCGGACGUGUGGCUGUUCGGAGGGCGGCACGUGUACAAGAACUUCUUCAACCAGAACAAAUACGUGGAACACUACCAGUACAGUGACCUGCAGAACCAGCUGGGUCUGGACAGGACUAAAAUGAUUAAUCUUGCUUACCUGCUCGGAAGUGACUACACAGAAGGCGUGCCGGGGGUUGGAUACGUCACUGGCAUGGAGAUACUGAAUGAGUUUCCAGGGCCGGGGUUAGAGCCGCUAACGCAGUUCAGUAACUGGUGGUCUGAGGUUCAGGAAAAAAAGCGUCUCGUGGCCGAUCCUCGACACACGAAGGUGAAGAAGAAGCUGAAAGACCUGAAACUGCAGCCUGGAUUUCCCAACCCGGCUGUGGCCCAGGCCUACCUGCAGCCCGCUGUCGACGAGUCCGACAGCUCCUUCAUGUGGGGGCGCCCGCAGCUCGACAUGAUCAAAGAAUUCUGCCUGAGUCGUUUUGGCUGGAACAGUCGGAGGACAGAGGAGGCGCUUCUGCCCGUGAUCAAGCAGCUUAACACUCAGAAGACCCAGCUGCGGAUCGACUCGUUCUUCCGCAUGGAGCAACAUGAAAAGCAGGCGAUCCGCAGCCAGAGACUUCGCCGAGCGGUGACCUGCAUGAAGAGAAAGGAGAGGGAAGGAGGAGACGAGGAGGAAGAGGAGGAGGAGGAGGAGGAAGACGGCGAGGAGGAAAUGCCUCCCCCGUCCAAAUUGAAGAAAGGGACUCCGAAGAAAGGAGGAGGAGGGAAGGAAGAGGGGCGGCCGGUGGCGGGAGGAGGGUUUCUGGGUUCAGAGGUCACCGAGUUUCCUCUUACACCCCUCAAGGACGUCGGCUCCGGCUCCAGUCUGGACUCGCUGCCGGUAAAGACCGUCCCUCAGUCCACCAGGACUCCCCCUCAGAAGGCGACGACGACGAGCAGCACCAGCAGCAGCUCCGGGGAGGACAGCGAUGGAGGUCAGCGGGUCGCCAUGGUUACCGCUCGCUCCGUGUUCGAGGGCAACCGCCGAGGCCGCGGCGGGGCGAAGAGCUCCAGGGGGAGAGGACGGGCGAGAGGACGGGGCAGGGCGAAGAAGACGUGAGGACGUCAAACUGAACACAAACAAACAUGAAUUGAAAACCAGUGUGUGUGUGAUGUUAUGUUUGAUAUUUGUGAGUUUAACUGACGAACUUUUCUGUGAUAUGAAUAUGAAUUUUGUAAACUGUUUGUGUUUAGGGGUAAAUGUGAGAGAGUGAGGGCAUUAUUUUGUAAUAAAUCUUUGUGAUGCAUCCUUUUGAAGUUGCACAUAACUCACCUUUCACUUCUGCA
Molecule: messenger RNA, 3748 nt
Organism: Mugil cephalus (flathead mullet)
Lineage: Eukaryota; Metazoa; Chordata; Actinopteri; Mugiliformes; Mugilidae
Gene: ercc5
Product: excision repair cross-complementation group 5
Exons: 15
Coding region: 162-3521 (1119 amino acids)
Biological process (GO): nucleotide-excision repair
Cellular component (GO): nucleus
Molecular function (GO): single-stranded DNA binding; DNA endonuclease activity
Source: RefSeq, a predicted model, not a curated record